Oppia nitens is the source of this 594-nucleotide messenger RNA. RefSeq names its product transmembrane protein 243-like. The transcript is spliced from 3 exons. The record is from RefSeq and is a predicted model, not a curated record. Lineage: Eukaryota; Metazoa; Arthropoda; Arachnida; Sarcoptiformes; Oppiidae. The coding region runs from base 247 to 594 and encodes 115 amino acids.
UGGUAACUGAUACACACCUACUGUUACUUCUUUCAAACAGAUCCAACUCAACCAACCCAACCAAGUGAUCAAAUGAGACAAUAAUCCACAAGUGUUUCAUCGACGACAACGACGACAGCUAACAACACAAACUGAAGACAUAGACAUCAAAGACCUCCCUCUAGAGCUCUCUCUCUCUCUCUCUCUCUCUCUCUCUCUCUCUCUCUCUCUCUCUCUCUCUCUAUCCACUGAAGAAGUGGUCGUAUAAUGAAUGGUCUCGAAAGGGAACCAUUGGUAACAUCUAAUAGACCACUGUUUGGAGAUGGAUCUCAUCAUAGGGAUCGGAUUAUCAAUAUAUCAUUAUUUUCGUUGUGCGGUAUUCUUCUGCUGAUAGCCAUCAUUACAUUGUUGACCAUUCAGUUCAGUGCCAUUAAUCUGAUAACAAUUGUAGUCAUCCUGUCGUUUGUUGCCUCACACGCACUGCUCAUCCAAUGGUAUCGAUUAGGCGAUUUAGACCCGAAAUUUCGUUACCUAUUACUCUGGAAUUCAAUCAACAUCUGUGUCCUCUGUAUUGUUGCCAUUGUCUACUAUCACCGAAACAGUAGUACUAAGUGA